Messenger RNA from Myotis lucifugus (little brown bat), 978 nucleotides. RefSeq names its product ATP synthase membrane subunit c locus 3 (gene ATP5MC3). Gene Ontology annotation, biological process: proton motive force-driven ATP synthesis; proton transmembrane transport. Gene Ontology annotation, molecular function: proton transmembrane transporter activity. Bases 190 to 615 code for a protein of 141 amino acids. The record is from RefSeq and is a predicted model, not a curated record. Lineage: Eukaryota; Metazoa; Chordata; Mammalia; Chiroptera; Vespertilionidae. The transcript is spliced from 5 exons.
ACGCGAUUCCCCGCCUUCUCCAUCCGGGUGCCCCGGCGCGGAUAAGAGCCGGACCGCGCCUGCGCGCCCAGCCCCACUCCUUCGACCUCUGCCGCCGCCGCCGCCGCCGCCGCCUCCUGGAAGAGAGCGGGAGAGGAGCCCACGCCGCCUGCCACCCAGUCUCCAGCCGCGCCGCCCCGGGAGUGUAAGAUGUUCGCCUGCGCCAAGCUCGCCUGCAGCCCCGCUCUGAUCCGAGCUGGAUCCAGAGUUGCAUACAGACCAAUUUCUGCAUCAGUGUUAUCUCGACCAGAGGCUAGGACUGGAGAGGGCUCUACAGUAUUUAAUGGGGCCCAGAAUGGUGUGCCUCAGCUAAUCCAAAGGGAGUUUCAGACCAGUGCAAUCAGCAGAGACAUUGAUACUGCUGCCAAAUUUAUUGGUGCAGGUGCUGCAACAGUGGGAGUGGCUGGUUCUGGUGCUGGUAUUGGAACAGUCUUUGGCAGCCUUAUCAUUGGUUAUGCCAGAAACCCUUCGCUGAAGCAGCAGCUGUUCUCAUAUGCUAUCCUGGGAUUUGCCUUAUCUGAAGCUAUGGGUCUUUUUUGUUUGAUGGUUGCUUUCUUGAUUUUGUUUGCCAUGUAACAGAAAUUACUGCUUGAAAUGUUGGCAUUCAUAUUAAUUACGGAUGUAAUUCUGUGUACCUUACUGUGACUCCGAGCACUAUAGUAUUGGUGUCAUGGAAAUAGACAUUAUUUCCAAAGUCAUUUCAUUAAAGAUGAAAACUUUAAUUUUUGCUGUGAUUUGUACUUCCCUACAUUUAGAUCAUCACAAAGAAGGACAUGCAUUCAGGCAGAUGCUGUACAAGUCAGAGGGAACUACAGCCGUUGCCUCACUGAUGAAAAAGAUCCUAAUGUAAUUUUUAUGGGAAUUCUUUUAUAUAGUGUCUGAACAUUGUAAAUUAUAGGGUUUUUGAUUCAUUAAAGGAGAAAUAUUUGAGUGCUUUAA